Spinacia oleracea (spinach) is the source of this 695-nucleotide messenger RNA. Its product is annotated as ubiquitin-40S ribosomal protein S27a. Gene Ontology annotation, biological process: translation. NCBI's taxonomy places the organism in Eukaryota, Viridiplantae, Streptophyta, Magnoliopsida, Caryophyllales, Amaranthaceae. Gene Ontology annotation, molecular function: protein binding; structural constituent of ribosome. The transcript has a single exon. The coding region runs from base 58 to 528 and encodes 156 amino acids. Gene Ontology annotation, cellular component: ribosome. The record is from RefSeq and is a predicted model, not a curated record.
CCGAUUUCCUAGUCUAAAACCUGCUCCACAGAGAAGAGAGGGUGAGAGAGAAAAAAAAUGCAGAUUUUCGUGAAAACCCUAACGGGGAAAACCAUAACCCUAGAGGUUGAAUCCUCCGAUACCAUUGACAAUGUCAAGGCCAAGAUCCAAGAUAAGGAAGGCAUCCCUCCAGACCAGCAGCGUCUCAUCUUCGCCGGAAAGCAGCUUGAAGACGGCCGAACCCUAGCCGACUACAACAUCCAGAAGGAAUCAACUCUUCACCUGGUGCUUCGUCUUAGGGGUGGUGCUAAGAAGAGGAAGAAGAAGACCUACACUAAGCCCAAGAAGCUUAAGCACAAGAAGAAGAAGGUUAAGCUUUCUAUUCUUCAGUUUUACAAGGUCGAUGAUUCUGCUAAGGUUCAGAGGUUGAGGAAGGAGUGCCCUAAUGCUGAGUGUGGUGCUGGUACUUUCAUGGCCAACCAUUUUGAUCGUCACUACUGUGGUAAGUGUGGUCUCACCUAUGUUUACCAGAAGGCCGGCGGCGAUUGAUUCCGGUUCCCAGUUAGUUUUUGUCUAUCCAGCUUGAAUAUCUAGCUUUAUGAAUCAAAACUUCAUCUUAGUCUGUUGAGGAUUCUAGUACUAUUUUGGUUUCUGGGAAUGUUGGAUCCACAAUUUUGAAUCUUGUUAUAAGAGAUUAAUUGCCCCUUUUGUUUUAA